CAAGACAGAAUUCGGAAUCCAGUGUUUGUUCCAGCUCCUCCUGCUGUUCAGAUUCUGUGAAUGUUACAGACCAGGACAAAGCAUUUCAUGGGUUGCCUGAGUUAAUUGAUAAAUGUUGGUGGAUAAAAAGCUUUUUCCAUAGUGAACCAACUCCACCACCAACUGUUGGCAGAAAAACACUAUCAGCUAGCAG
Molecule: messenger RNA, 193 nt
Organism: Merops nubicus (carmine bee-eater)
Lineage: Eukaryota; Metazoa; Chordata; Aves; Coraciiformes; Meropidae
Gene: PPDPFL
Product: chromosome unknown open reading frame, human C8orf22
Exons: 2
Source: RefSeq, a predicted model, not a curated record